Messenger RNA from Carassius auratus (goldfish), 1582 nucleotides. Its product is annotated as C-Maf-inducing protein-like. The coding region runs from base 428 to 1582 and encodes 384 amino acids. Lineage: Eukaryota; Metazoa; Chordata; Actinopteri; Cypriniformes; Cyprinidae. Gene Ontology annotation, cellular component: nucleoplasm; cytosol. The record is from RefSeq and is a predicted model, not a curated record. The transcript is spliced from 10 exons.
UAGGGAGGAAAAAGACAGAAAAGGGAACCAUGAUUCCGAGCAUCUGAAGAACAAAUAAAACUGAACACAGUGUGGAUAUUGUACCUUGUUAUUGUUUCGUAUUCGGAGCGGGAAGACUGGAAUAAUAUGCAGUGGAGAGAGGCGGAACGGAGACGGCAAUGGCUCGAACAUAUUGAAUAGCUCGCGACGCUCAAAGGAAAGACAUUAUACUUCAUCGAACCUUCCUCAUCUCGACGGGCUUUAUUUAAUGGCUUCAAUCCUCGCAGUCACCGACCCUUGUCUUUUGCGUAGCACCGUUGAGGUCGAAUCACGGUGGAUCGCGUGAGCAUCUAUAUGCCAAACACCGGAACGAGCAUUAUUCGGCCUCGAAAUCAAAAGACAGCCACCUGAUCUGAUUCAAAGCCGUCGAUUUUCGCUGAGGGGAAUCAUGGAUUUUAACGGGAGCGGCGGUGGAAAUGAGCUGCACAACAAUCAGUUUUAUCCGUCCGAAGAGAGUAAGCCUCUGCUGGGGGACAUAUCCACGCAGCAGCCGCCGCCGGAGGGGAAUAAUAAUCACAAAGCGGGGCCCUGCAGCAAGAGGAGCCUUCUACACAGCAGCAGUGGCAUGAGGUACAAACUGCUCCAGGAGGGGGACAUCCAGGUGUGCGUGGUCAAACACCCGCGGACCUUCCUUAGUAAGAUUUUCACCUCCAAAUAUUUACGGAGGUGGGAGCCCCACCACCUCACCUUGACGGACAGCAGCCUGGUGUCUGCCACGCCUACAGGAUACAUGGAGGCCCCUCUGUCUUACAGCACUAUCGAGGACCUACAGCUGCUGUCCUGGGACAACGCCCCCAAAUACUGUGUCCAGCUAAGCAUCCCUGGAGGGACAGUCCUCCUGCAGGCUGCUAACAGCUAUCUGCGGGACCAGUGGUUUCACUCUUUGCAGUGGAAGAAAAAGAUCUACAAAUACCGCAAGGUUCUGAAUAACCCGAGCCGCUGGGACGUGGUUCUGAAGGAGAUCAGGGCCCUGGUGGAUAUGGCCCUCAUCUCACCCCUGCAGGACGAAUCCAUCCAUCAGGCCCCGCUGCACAUCAUCUCCACCCUGCUUGCUGAGAACACUAACCUCAGCGCUCAGGAUCACGAGAACAUAAUUGUGGCCAUCGCACCCUUGCUGGAGAACAACCACCCUCCCCCUGACUUGUGUGAGUUCUUCUGCAAGCACUGUAGGGAGCGUCCUCGGUCGAUGGUGGUGAUUGAAGUGUUCACUCCUGUGGUUCAGAGAAUCCUCAAACACAACAUGGACUUUGGGAAGUGCCCCAGACUCCGUCUCUUUACUCAAGAGUAUAUUUUGGCUCUGAAUGAGCUUAACGCUGGCAUGGAAGUGGUCAAGAAGUUCAUUCACAGCAUGCACGGUCCCACCGGACAGUGCCCUCAUCCUCGGGUUCUCCCCAAUCUCGUGGCGGUCUGCCUAGCUGCCAUCUACUCUUGCUACGAAGAAUUCAUCAACAGGUGCGUCCAAUUCACUGGUUUUCCGACCCAUGAGACGCGAUUCACCCCUUGGGACCGGAGAGACAACAUGCAGCCAGGUCAUCAUGGUUAA